CCCGUCACCUUCCCCACAGCACAGUAUCUCUCAAGACAUGCAUUCCCGACUCGAGCUCUAUGCAAACAGGUUAGCAGAAGUGGAACAGAGACAGGCUACUGCUGCACCUGAUGUGGAUGAUGAGCAUCAUUUGAUAGCACAGUACUGUCAGAGUUUAAAUGGAGACACUUCUCAACUUGCUUUAAAGAGUCCUAUGCAAAUAAUGAUGGCAGUAGAUGUUCAUCAGAAAACAGAACUUGAGGCCAUGAUUAAAGAUCUUGAAGAAGAAAAUAAGACAUUGCAAGCAGAAUAUGACAGACUUCGAACACAACAAGAACAUAAUAACAAUGAGAAAACCAUGCAGGCCAAUGACGAUGAUUUUACUAAUCAUGAUGAAGAGAUGCUUGCAGAGGCCAAGUUGCUACGGCAACAUAAAGGUCGUUUAGAAGCUAGGAUGAGAAUUCUAGAGGAUCAUAAUAGACAACUAGAGGCUCAGUUACAGAGAUUACGUCAUUUACUAGAACAGUCUGGAGAUAAAAGUAUGUCAUUAUCAUCAUCAAUUCAUGGUUCACCGAUGACCACGCCCAGUUCUUCCCAUAGUUCCCUCCCUGGUGGUACAUCAAAAUACCUGAUACCCCAGCUAGAAUCCACACCACAGAUGAAUGGUCAUGAACACGCAGAGUUACAUGAUGGUGACAACUCAAUGAGUCCUGUGUUAGGAGCUGAUAGCACUUUACCACCAUAUAGUACUGACAGAGACAGAGUGUCAGGUUCCAAUAAUGUAGGGGAGUUGUUCAAAAUGGCAGGACAGGUUGGCAAGGCUGUAGGGUCUCUUGUCACAGUGAUGACCGAUGACAACGGUGACGCCAUUGUUGAUGAAAACAACAAACACUGAUGCUCGACAAUGCACCGACAUGAUGUAGUCAAAUAAUAACAUGAUAACACGAGUCAGGACCAAGUGUGUCACUGAGGGUCAAAGGUUAUCUAUCUAUCACCUCUGAUACAUGUAUAUAUUGGUACCUACAAACACACGUAUAUGACACAAAAAUGCAAUACAUUAUUUGAAGUGAGUAGAAGAUGGAAUUCAUUGUUGCCAAGGAAAUAGUGAUGUGGAGAACUUCUAUUGAUCAUUUUGGAGAAGAAAUUGAACACUUGGUGAUGAUAGGGUAAAAGUGUUGUCAGAGGAAUAACAUUUGAAGAUUCAGACCAAAUUACUAGAAAUAUGUUAAUAAUAAGGAAUUAUGAUGAUAUUUAAAAUCUAGUUAUUACCAUAGUAACAUGGCUACAAAGUAUGCCUUUAAUCAUGGAUUGUAAAUAAAUGAUAAUAGAUAUGCAUAAAAAAGGGGCAUAACUUCAUUUAUUUGUGUUUCGGAUACAUUUUUUCAAUAAUAAUCAAUUAGUAAAUUAUUUAUUUAAAGCCUUAAUUACUGUAAUUGAUGCAGUUCCAUUUCGGCACACUUUCUUUUCUUUUCGUGAAAUCUGUUUUGUACUCUGAUAGGAAACCAGUACAACAUAGGGAUUAAAAUUUCACAGCAGAAAGUAACUAUCUAAUGACAUAAAGUCCUCAACUUUUUUAUUGAAAAAAUAAAUUUGAAGGACAAGUGAGUUUAAGGACUUGAAAUGAAAAUAAUAAAACAGAUGCUCAUUUCACCAUUAGUGCUUUAUUUGUGUUUAUGUUUUCAAACCCUUAUCUUGCUGGUAACCAAUAGUGAUUUGUCUUUGCCACCAAUAUAGAGCCAGGCCAACCUGUACAUCCAUAAAGUCUGACCAGGCUCUAUACUGUUAGCUGACAAACUUCAUAUUUUCAUCUUGAUAUCCCCAAAAUUGAUAAUGGAAUGUUCCAAAAAUGGAAGGUAGACAAGUUCAAGUUCAUUUGAGAAAUUCACCAGGUUAAGGGUUAAGCUGAAACAAAAGAUUGCCUGGAUGUUUUAAAAGGAGAGAUUUUUGUAAUUACUGUUGAUUCGAGUAAAUAAUAUUCUACUCGUUACAGUAUAAAUCAAACUUUCCUUUACAUUUUCGACUCUGUUAUUGUGCUUGUUUAUUUCUUAAUCUUGACGAUUGAAUGUUUAAGAAUGCCCCAAUUAACCACUGACCUAAAAACAACAACAACUUAUGCUCGCAUUUUAAUAAGAUUCUUCCAUGAU
Ruditapes philippinarum (Manila clam) is the source of this 2123-nucleotide messenger RNA. Its product is annotated as dystrophin-like. Gene Ontology annotation, molecular function: zinc ion binding. Lineage: Eukaryota; Metazoa; Mollusca; Bivalvia; Venerida; Veneridae. The record is from RefSeq and is a predicted model, not a curated record. Gene Ontology annotation, cellular component: plasma membrane. Gene Ontology annotation, biological process: synaptic signaling.